CUCCUCCGCGGAACCCGCUUGUUGGAGCUCCGGGUUGGUCAGGCCUGAGUGGGCCCUAGGCGGACGUGUGCAGGGUCGGACCAAGAUGGCGGUGCAGGUGGUGCAGGCGGUGCAGGCGGUUCAUCUCGAAUCGGAUGCUUUCCUAGUUUGUCUCAACCACGCUCUGAGCACAGAGAAGGAGGAAGUGAUGGGACUCUGUAUAGGGGAGUUGAAUGAUGACACAAGGAGUGACUCUAAAUUUACAUAUGCCGGAACUGAAAUGCGCACAGUUGCUGAAAAGGUCGACACCGUCAGAAUUGUUCACAUUCAUUCUGUCAUCAUCUUGCGACGCUCUGAUAAGAGGAAGGAUCGAGUGGAAAUUUCUCCAGAGCAGCUCUCUGCGGCCUCAACAGAGGCAGAGAGGUUGGCUGAACUAACAGGUCGCCCCAUGAGAGUUGUGGGCUGGUAUCAUUCCCAUCCUCACAUAACUGUUUGGCCUUCACAUGUUGAUGUUCGCACACAAGCCAUGUACCAGAUGAUGGAUCAAGGCUUUGUAGGACUUAUUUUUUCCUGUUUCAUAGAAGAUAAAAACACAAAGACUGGCCGGGUACUCUACACUUGCUUUCAAUCCAUUCAGGCCCAAAAGAGCUCAGAGUAUGAGAGAAUUGAAAUCCCAAUCCAUAUCGUACCUCAUGUAACCAUUGGGAAAGUGUGCCUUGAAUCAGCAGUUGAGCUGCCCAAGAUCCUGUGCCAAGAGGAGCAGGAUGCAUAUAGAAGGAUUCACAGUCUCACACAUCUGGACUCGGUAACCAAGAUCCAUAAUGGCUCAGUGUUUACCAAGAAUCUGUGCAGUCAGAUGUCAGCAGUCAGCGGGCCUCUCCUACAGUGGUUGGAGGACAGACUGGAGCAAAACCAACAGCAUUUGCAGGAGUUGCAACAAGAAAAGGAAGAGCUUAUGCAAGAACUUUCUUCUCUAGAAUAAAGUGGAAGACAAAAUGGGGAAAAAUGAAAGUAUCCAGAUAUAAAAUUAAAUAAGUUAAGUCAAUUUUGAGGAAAAAGUUGGAAGGACUCACAUCACCUGACUUCAAGACUUACUAUAAAGCAGGAACAAUCAAGAUGGUAUACUAUAUAACCAACUGAUUUUUGACAAAGGUGGAAAAGCAACUCAAUGGAGAAAGGAUAGUCAUUUCAACAAAUGAUGCUGGAGAAACUGGACACCCCAAGGCAAAAAAUGAACUUUGACAUAAAAUGCACAGCUUAUAUAAAAAUUAGCUCAAAAUGUAUCAUGGACUUAAAUGUAAGAUGUAAAACUAUAAAAAUUUUAGAAAUGAAAUCAUAGAAAAGUUGGGCUAGGCAGCAAGUUCUCAGCCUUCACCCCUAAAGCACAAUCCUAAAAGGAAAAGUGGAUAUAUUAGACUUUAUCAAAAUGAAAAACUUUUGCUCUGCAAAAAAUUUAAGAGGAGGAAAUUAUUGAGGGAAUUAUUUGCAAACCAUAUAUCUGAUCAAUCUAGAAUAUAUAACAGUAAAAACCAACAAUCCAAUUAGAAAGUGAGCAAAAAACAUUUUACUAAAGAGGAUAUAUGGGUAGCAAGUAAGCACAUGAAGAGAUCAUGAACUUCAUUAGUCAUUAGGGAAUGCAAAUUUAAAUCACAAUGAUUUAUUACUUCAUAUUUAUCAGAACAGUUAAAGAAAACUUGAAAAUACCACAUGCUUGCUGUUCAGCAUGCAUACUGGAUCUCUCAUUCAUGGCUGGAAGGAAAUAAAAUGAAAUUUUAAUAAAAUGAAAUAUACAUAUACCAUAUGACCCAGCCAUCUAACUCCUAGACAUUUAUCACAGAGAAAUGAAAACCUAUGUUGGCAAGAAAACUUGUAUACAAAUGUUCUUAUCACCUUCAUUUGUAAUAGCCCCAAACCGGAAGCAACCCACAUGUCCUGCAGUUGAGUGGUUAAACCAAUCAUCCAUAACAUGGAAUACUACUCUUCAAUCAAAAGGAAUAGACUAUUAACACACACAACUUGGAUGGACCUCAAGGGUAUCAUGGUGAACUUUAAAACAAAAACAGACUGAAAAUGUCACAUACUAUAUAAUUGAUUUAUAUAACUUUCUUGAAAUGACAAAAUUACAGAAAUGAAGAACAGAUUAAUAGUUGCCAAGCAUAGGGACUGGAGGGGUAUGGAACAUAUGUGACUAUUAAUGGAUAACACAAGGAGUUCCUUUGUGCUGAUGGAGCAGUUCUAUAUCUUGACUGUAGUGUUGAUUAAAUGAAUUUAUAUCUGUGCUAAAACUACAUAGAUGCACACAUAUCCACAAAUUAAUGCAUGUAAAAUUGAAGUAAGUUCUGCAAUCUAGUAAGGUGUAUUGGACCAUUAUAUCAUGAAACUGGGUAAGGUCUACAGUCUAGUAAGGAGUAUUGUACCAUUUUCAAUAUGUUGGUUUUGAAGUAGUACUAUACUUACGUAAGAUCUUAUUACUGGGAGAUACUGGGUACAUGAGACUCACUAUACUAUUUGCAACUUCCUGUAAAACUAUAAUUAUUGCAAAAUAAAAAGUUAUAAAUAUUAAGGUACUAAAAUUAUGGUACUUAUUUUAUGAAAUAAGAUUGAUAAAAAUAAAAUCUAAGGGCAAUAAAA
This is a messenger RNA of Pteronotus mesoamericanus, 2610 nucleotides long. RefSeq names its product BRCA1/BRCA2-containing complex subunit 3 (gene BRCC3). Gene Ontology annotation, molecular function: metallopeptidase activity; cysteine-type deubiquitinase activity; polyubiquitin modification-dependent protein binding. Bases 86 to 961 code for a protein of 291 amino acids. The transcript has 11 exons. Gene Ontology annotation, cellular component: BRISC complex; BRCA1-A complex. NCBI's taxonomy places the organism in Eukaryota, Metazoa, Chordata, Mammalia, Chiroptera, Mormoopidae. Gene Ontology annotation, biological process: protein K63-linked deubiquitination; double-strand break repair. The record is from RefSeq and is a predicted model, not a curated record.